AGGGCGAGCACGAAUUUGAUAUGAGUAUAGAAUAGAUUUGCAACCAUGACAACCAUCAUGUAUCAAUUGUCGAAGCACGCGAUCAUGCUCGUCAAGACCGUAUCUUAUGAACCAUUUGGAGGGAGUGAAGCUCUUCUUGAUCCCAAUCCUCCAAACUCUUCUUCCAGCUCAAUCAACCUUUUCAAGCAUCAAAAUGCGUUUCUCAAACAUUCUCGUUCUCGUAGUCGCUGCAGGCGCUGCCACCUUCGCCAACGCUGCUCCAGCUCAAAAUGGCGUUGAAGUUGGAGGAAAUGUUCAAUUCGCUCGUGAUAAUCUCAAUGUCGAUCAUGUCCCUCAAGCACGCAGCAUCAAUGAGCCCAAAAAUGCUGUUCGUGGUCUCAACACCGACAAUGUUAAACGUCGUGGUAAAGUCAAGGCCGAAGAAGAAGCACUCGCACGUCGUCUUAUUCCCCCAUUGUUUUACCUUUGGGCUGAAUUCACUGAUGAUGAUGGCAACAACGGCUAUGGCCAUGAUUCUCUCUACAGCACAGACCAGUUCUACGUUCCCGAUGAUAAGACCAAGAUCAGAAUCCACGCAUUUCCCAAGAAUACUUCUCAAGAUUUUUACAUCCAGAACGACCAGAAUGAAAAGCAAUAUAUUUUCUCACCUUACGACGGAGAAUUGAUUAAUUUCUCGUUGAAUGGUACUGAGUUCAAGUUUGGUCGUGAUGAUGACGACAAGAAGGCUUGAUAAUCGGGCAAGCUUUGAAAAUUGAAUCGUUUCCUUGCGAGAUCUGAAAAAAACCAGUUUCGCAAGAUGUCCAUUCACAGCUCUUCCGCUUCUCUUUUCUCCCAUGAAUCCAAUUUUCCCUUUUUCGUGUCAGUACUGCGAGCGCUCCUCACUAAUUGAUCGAUCAAUC
This is a messenger RNA of Meira miltonrushii, 899 nucleotides long. RefSeq lists its product as uncharacterized. The transcript is spliced from 2 exons. The record is from RefSeq and is a predicted model, not a curated record. Lineage: Eukaryota; Fungi; Basidiomycota; Exobasidiomycetes; Exobasidiales; Brachybasidiaceae. Bases 107 to 730 code for a protein of 207 amino acids.